CAGCCGGGUUCCCGGAUGAGGGGACGUUCUGCGGUAUAAAGGCGGCGGGGAAGGCGGGAGCCGCCGCAGUUUGAAUCGCCGGGCGGCGCAGGCGGUGGGGGAGCGGCGGCGGCGGUGGUGGGAGUCGCGCCCGGCUAUCAAGAAGGGGCGGAGCGAGACCUUUUUUUUUUUGUCUUUUUGCUCCUCUGCCCGCCGCGUGGGUUUCGAGUCGAAGAAAAAAAAAGAUGGCUGGCGGGAAGGCUGGCAAGGACUCGGGCAAGGCGAAGACAAAGGCGGUGUCCCGCUCGCAGCGGGCCGGGCUGCAGUUCCCCGUGGGCCGCAUCCACCGCCACCUGAAGUCGCGGACGACCAGCCAUGGGCGGGUGGGCGCCACCGCCGCCGUCUACAGCGCCGCCAUCCUCGAGUACCUCACCGCCGAGGUGCUGGAGCUGGCAGGGAACGCAUCCAAAGACCUGAAGGUGAAGCGCAUCACGCCGCGCCACUUGCAGCUCGCCAUCCGGGGAGACGAAGAGUUGGAUUCCCUCAUCAAGGCGACCAUCGCCGGCGGUGGUGUGAUUCCCCACAUUCACAAAUCUCUGAUUGGAAAGAAAGGACAACAGAAGACCGUCUAAAAGGACACCCGGAUUCUUUGUUCUCUCAGGACUCUAAAUGCUCUAACAACUGUCCAGUGUUGGUGAUUCCAGUGGACUGUAUCUCUGUGAAAAAAAACACAAUUCUGCCUUUUUGUAAUUCUAUCUGAGCAAGUUGGGAGUGUACUGAGCUUUCCAACCCACCAAAUUUCUGCAUUGAAGUCUUAACCAUAUUUAAGUGUUACUGUGGCUUCAAAGAAGCUAUUGAUUCUGAAGUAGUGGGUUUUGAUUGAGUUGACUUUAAAUCUGUUUGGAUUUUAAUUGUGAUGCAGAAGUUAUAGUAACAAGCAUUUGGUUUUGUACAGACUUUAGUUCCCCUCUGGCGGGUGAGUUCAAUAAAGGUCGUAUCCAAAACUA
Molecule: messenger RNA, 986 nt
Organism: Tachyglossus aculeatus (Australian echidna)
Lineage: Eukaryota; Metazoa; Chordata; Mammalia; Monotremata; Tachyglossidae
Product: histone H2A.Z
Exons: 5
Coding region: 225-611 (128 amino acids)
Cellular component (GO): nucleosome
Molecular function (GO): protein heterodimerization activity; DNA binding; structural constituent of chromatin
Source: RefSeq, a predicted model, not a curated record